This is a messenger RNA of Nematostella vectensis (starlet sea anemone), 1666 nucleotides long. RefSeq lists its product as uncharacterized. The transcript has 2 exons. The record is from RefSeq and is a predicted model, not a curated record. Lineage: Eukaryota; Metazoa; Cnidaria; Anthozoa; Actiniaria; Edwardsiidae. The coding region runs from base 219 to 863 and encodes 214 amino acids.
CGGAACCAUUUGUUGAUUAUUUGGUGGUGACACGGAAAGCGCGAGGAUGCACACAUUGGUGAAUCGGGAUUAGUUAAUUACGUCAGACUGCGUUCGUCCAGUCAAACAUCAAAUCGUACUUUAAACACUGUCACAGCGAACGACGUGCUUGUCUUGAUGAGCGAGCAAACACGAUGAAGAGUUAAGCCGUCCGCGCCAAGGGGGUAACACACACAGGCAUGGAGAUCUUGAUAUUGCCGACGAGACAUGUUCUUCGUCUUCUUCUUCUAGCAUUCGUCAUCCUUCCAGCCAGUUCCAUCAUAUGCAGUCAAUGUCAACCCAACGCCAUGUUAGAUGUCACGUGUGCAAACAAGACGACGGUUGGGCCAUGCGGGAACGACCCGAACGGGCGCGCGUACAACGCGUGCUACACCACCAGCAAGGUAGAAGACUUCCCUUUUGUCGGCGUGCGGUUCUCGCAGGAGAAAGGCUGCGCUUUCAAGGCUGAGUGCAACUUUCUAAGGACGAUCAAGUGCGAUGAUAUCGACGGGUUUUUAAAAAGCUGUGAGCUUUCGUGUUGCACUGGGGAUAAUUGUAAUGAAGCGCUGUCCUUGGGGAUGUCAGAGCUAUCUACAGGUGCUACCAUAUCAAUGGAAUCACAACAGGAAAUGACGUCAUCGAUGUUUCCUACGCAUGCGCAAACGGUAGGAAUAAGUCCCACAACGAGUAGUAGCGCGGUCGCGCCUUCAUCAGUUGUGAGUCAGCCGACCAAUGAGACUUUGCCUACGGUAGGGAAAAGUAGCGCUGACGGGAUGAUGACGUCACGUUGCUUAGUAACAGGCAUGGUGUUCACGAUAUAUAGGGUUCUUAGAGAUAUGCUUUAAAAUUAUAUAUUAAAAAACAGAGUAUAGACCAUGGGGUAGUUUAUUUUAAUAGAUAGAGUUGUCAACCUAGACAGGAACUAGCUAUGAAGUCCCUGAAUUCCAUCACUCUACAUUUCUGCAAGGUCUAUCUAAUAUGAGUAUUUCAUUUAUAGGGAUCGCACUAUAGUCAUGCUAGAUUCAUAGUUAUCCAGCUAUCUAAAAAAAUAAAGCUGAGCCGGCUGCUUAUGAUUUUUAUUAUGUCUGACUCACACUAUCUAAAAGCAAGACAUAUGUUUUUGUGGCAUGGGUCAGUCAUGGGGACUGGGGACUAACAUGGUUGUGACCUCGAUGAGAGGUUCUUUCGGAGAAGCAAGGUUUCUUAGGACCCUGAUUGAUUGGGGGAGUUGGGGGAGUGGGGACUUCAGGCUUCAGACCCAAUACCCAACUUGCUGAAGUGGUGCCCUCCCUAUAGUGCUGUAGCGUAGCAGGCCUCGAAAUAUUGGGGGCACAAUAAAAAAAACAUUAAGAAAAUAUUUUAGGGCACGGUUACUCCACUGCUGUCACUUUCUUUAUAAUUCCCCCAUUCUAUAUAAUGCCCCCAGCCCCCGCUCGGGCAAGCAAGGCACAGGGACGGGAUACGCGAGCGUGUGGACUGUGAACUAGCCGCUGAUACCAAGAUACAGGGGAACUCAUUUAAGACCUAGAGCCUGGGCCACCUCUGGUUAGCUUGGUGCUCAAAGGAGGGAUUGGAACUAUUUGUAACUCAUUAAUAACAAGCAGUGGAGGGGGUAUUAAACGAACGGUCAAAUAAAUGCUUUCUUCUA